UUUUAGUAAAAAAAAAUUUAUAUAAAUACACAGUAUUAAUGUUUAAGCAUCAAGGUACUCAAUGUUUAAAUUCCAUUUUUUAUUUAGCUUUUAUAACGUCUGUAGCUAUUGAAUUAGCUUAUACAGCUCCCCAUGUUGAUUCACCGGUCGUUAGUAUGCUGGAAUACAAUGCCGGUGAAACGGCGGUAUUAAAUUGCGAUAGUAAUGAUGACAAGCAUAUAUUUCGAUUUUGGCAAUUUACGGGUAAUGAUUUAAUCAUUGGACCUGGAAAUGAUUUUGACAAAGACAAAUAUAAAUAUGAUAUACUCACUGGGAAAUUGUAUAUAAAAAAUGUAUCGCCAAAAGAAACAGGACUGUACAAAUGUUACUCGAGGGGCGUAUAUAACAAGGAUUUUUAUAUUAAAAAUGUCGAGUUAGUUGUGGAGAAAGAUUGGAAAGUGGUUAAUGAAGAUAAUACAGACUUAAAUUUAUUAAGAGCGUUAAUGGGUACAACUGUAUUAUUAAUAUUCCUUGGAGCCGGCUAUGUUAUAUUAAGAGUUAGUCGUAGGCGAAUACCUCACAUGUAUUUGGAUACUAAAGGACUUAAAAAAGAUUUACUACUUGCUACAGAAUCAUCAGAUGAGGAAGAUAGUGCCGAAGAAGUAUUUACAUCACCUAGACCAAGCACUUCAAAAGCCAGUAACGAAUAUCAGAAUGUAGUGUUAGAUAAAGCUAAUACAAGUCUAAAUGGACUGAAAGAAUCAUCAGGUAGAAAAAAUACUGAUAUUGAGACUGAUUUUCAAGCUGUAUUUGCUGCCAUAGCACCACAAAAAUAAAUCAAUUUUAUUUA
Molecule: messenger RNA, 829 nt
Organism: Chrysoperla carnea
Lineage: Eukaryota; Metazoa; Arthropoda; Insecta; Neuroptera; Chrysopidae
Exons: 7
Coding region: 39-815 (258 amino acids)
Source: RefSeq, a predicted model, not a curated record